Molecule: messenger RNA, 267 nt
Organism: Drosophila takahashii
Lineage: Eukaryota; Metazoa; Arthropoda; Insecta; Diptera; Drosophilidae
Source: RefSeq, a predicted model, not a curated record
UCUGCAAAGUGACGACAAGAAACCUCAAAACAACAUGAACUUCUCGUGGCUCACCAUCUUCAUCUUGGCCCUCAUCGCCAUGACCGUUUCGGCCAAGAACUGCCCAGCUCCGUUCAAGAAGGAGGGUAACAAGUGCACUGCCAAGCGCACCAUUCGUGGAGAGUGCCCCCCUGGAUCCCAGUACAGUGCCAAUGUCAACCUGUGUGUCUACAAAAACUAAAUAAACCAAAAUAAAACCUAAUCAGCCAUUGAACAUAUUUAAAACAA